Darwinula stevensoni is the source of this 234-nucleotide messenger RNA. The record is from the annotation of a GenBank genome assembly. Lineage: Eukaryota; Metazoa; Arthropoda; Ostracoda; Podocopida; Darwinulidae.
AUGGGAGGAUGGAAGCUGGAGGUGUUCAAGAUGACCAUCUACAUGGCAUUCCCAGUCGGCCUCUUUUACUAUUUCAACCAGCCGGCGAUGUUCGAGAAGUGGGUCGUAGAGACUAAGAGGAAACUGUAUCCACCUGAGAACAAGGAUCAUCACGACGAGCUCCAGAGGGCUAUCAAGGAAAUUAGAAUCCAGAAGGAAGAGGACAUUCUUCGUCAAUUGGAGUCCAAUAAAUAA